This is a messenger RNA of Syzygium oleosum, 1440 nucleotides long. Its product is annotated as protein DJ-1 homolog D. Bases 43 to 1218 code for a protein of 391 amino acids. The transcript is spliced from 5 exons. NCBI's taxonomy places the organism in Eukaryota, Viridiplantae, Streptophyta, Magnoliopsida, Myrtales, Myrtaceae. The record is from RefSeq and is a predicted model, not a curated record.
CGCUGCUUCCCCCCCCGAGCGACCGUUUCCCCGAGAGAAACGAUGGCGGGAUCCAAGCCCCAGAGGAGGGUUCUUCUGCUGUGCGGGGAUUACAUGGAAGACUACGAGGUGAUGGUUCCGUUCCAGGCGCUCCUGGCGUACGGGGUGCCGGUGGACGCCGUUUGCCCCGGGAAGAAAGCCGGCGAUGUCUGCCGCACCGCUGUUCACCAGAUGGGCGCUCACCAGACUUAUUCCGAGUCUCGGGGGCACAAUUUUACGUUAAAUGCCACAUUCACUGAAAUCAAAUUCAGUGAAUAUGAUGGCCUAGUCAUACCAGGAGGACGAGCUCCGGAGUAUCUUGCGAUGGAUCAAUCUGUUGUAGACUUGGUUAGCAAAUUUUCUCAUGCUGGAAAGCCAAUUGCCUCUAUUUGUCAUGGCCAGUUGAUAUUGGCUGCUGCAAAUGUUGUUAAAGGUCGCAAGUGCACCGCAUUCCCUCCUGUGGGACCUGUACUGAUUGCUGCAGGUGCUCACUGGGUUGAACCUGAGAGCAUGUCACUCUGUGUUACUGAUGGCAAUCUUGUGACUGGGGUCGCAUACACUGGGCAUCCUGAGUUCAUCCAGUCUAUUGUGAAGGCUUUGGGCGGCAGCAUUACUGGGUCGGAAAAACGGAUCUUAUUUUUAUGUGGGGACUACAUGGAAGAUUAUGAGGUAACCGUACCUUUUCAGUCUCUUCAAGCUCUAGGGUGCCAUGUUGAUGCAGUCUGCCCCAAGAAGAAGAUCGGUGACACUUGCCCAACUGCAAUUCAUGAUUUUGAAGGUGACCAGACUUACAGCGAGAAACCUGGCCAUGAUUUUACUCUUACAGCUAACUUUGAAGGUUUAGAUGCCUCAAGUUAUGAUGCCCUUGUCAUCCCUGGAGGUCGUGCCCCAGAAUAUUUGGCCUUGGAUGGGAAGGUGAUUGCUCUAGUUAGGGCUUUCAUGGAGGCCAAGAAGCCAGUUGCCUCCAUUUGUCAUGGGCAGCAGAUUCUAUCUGCUGCUGGUGUUCUCAAGGGGAAGAAAUGUACAGCAUAUCCUGCUGUGAAGCUCAACGUGGUACUGUCAGGUGCCACUUGGUUAGAACCUGAUCCAAUCGAUCGUUGCUUCACCGAUGGAAACUUGGUCACUGGAGCAGCUUGGCCUGGUCACCCAGAGUUCAUUUCUCAGUUAAUGGCACUAUUGGGUGUAAAGGUAACCUUCUAGCUGAUGUUCCUGCUUGUACAUGUAUCAAAUAAACAGCAUAGGGUUCACUUCCGUGCUGGCUAUAAGAAGGAAGAAUGAGAGAGUUGUGUGUUCUGUGAGUCACUUGAAACAGUACAUGGCCCUGGAUGUUGACAGAGUUUUGCACUGAAGUUUUCUGUUAUAUAUGGUCUAUUAGUGAAUAUUACAUCUCGUUUAAUCAAUCUCCGCUGAUCCAUCGUUCUC